ACUAUCUUCUUCUCCUCCACUAUGCAAACCAAGAGUCUCGCCAACAACUCUCGUAUCUAGAACUGAUUUCAUCUCUUUCUCUCCUCGAACAACUCUCUCCUCAUCCACAAUCUCGCCGGCGAUGAUUCUUUCUCUCCCGGUUAAACAGAAUCGCCAUAGAAACUCGCUCCAAGUGAAAUCAGUAGCUAGCCCAACGGAGACGGUGUCGGAGUUCGACGAGAUGGUCUCCGGCACGAAACGGAAGUACUACAUGCUCGGAGGGAAAGGAGGAGUGGGCAAAACCAGCGGUUAAACAGAAUCGCCAUAGAAACUCGCUCCAAGUGAAAUCAGUAGCUAGCCCAACGGAGACGGUGUCGGAGUUCGACGAGAUGGUCUCCGGCACGAAACGGAAGUACUACAUGCUCGGAGGGAAAGGAGGAGUGGGCAAAACCAGCUGCGCUGCUUCUUUAGCUGUGAGGUUCGCCAACAAUGGUCACCCAACACUUGUCGUAUCCACAGAUCCAGCUCACUCCCUUAGCGAUUCCUUUGCUCAGGACUUGACUGGUGGAAUGCUUGUGCCUGUUGAAGGACCUGACUCUCCUCUGUUUGCUCUAGAAAUAAACCCUGAGAAGGCUAGAGAAGAGUUUCGUAGCGCCUCCCAGAUGAAUGGAGGCACUGAGGUUAAAGAUUUUAUGGAUGGUAUGGGACUUGGGAUGCUUGUUGAACAGUUGGGGGAACUUAAACUUGGGGAAUUACUAGACACACCGCCUCCUGGAUUGGAUGAAGCCAUUGCCAUUUCUAAGGUUAUUCAAUUCUUGGAAUCACCAGAGUAUAACAUGUUCACUAGGAUAGUGUUUGAUACUGCACCAACGGGUCAUACACUGAGGCUACUCUCCUUACCAGACUUCUUGGACGCGUCCAUAGGUAAAAUCCUGAAGCUUAGGCAGAAAAUAACCUCAGCUACUUCAGCAAUAAAAUCAGUCUUUGGGAAAGAAGAUAACCAGCCUGAUGCUGCUGAAAAAUUGGAACGACUAAGAGAAAGGAUGGUUAAAGUACGCGAGCUUUUUCGUGACACAGAGUCAACAGAGUUCGUCAUUGUCACCAUCCCAACGGUAAUGGCUGUGAGUGAGUCUUCUAGAUUAAGUGCUUCCUUGAAGAAGGAAAGUGUCCCCGUCAAGAGACUUGUUGUUAAUCAAAUUCUUCCGCCAUCCUCCUCCGACUGCAAAUUUUGUUCCAUUAAGAGAAAGGACCAAAUGCGCGCUCUAGAUAUGAUACGAGAGGAUUCAGAACUCUCUGGUUUGACAUUAAUGGAGGCUCCUUUGGUCGAUAUGGAGAUCAGAGGCGUCCCUGCUCUGCGCUUCUUGGGCGAUAUCAUUUGGAAAUGAGAUUCUCACACAUUAUUCAUGUAAAGAAGAAUGAAGAAGCAGGUUCAGUUGCAUGAGAUAAUGUUGGUUGAUAUAUUACAUAGUUUUGGUACAGCCGUACAGAAACUUACCUGAAUAACAUAAUUUCCGUACUGA
Molecule: messenger RNA, 1499 nt
Organism: Brassica napus (rape)
Lineage: Eukaryota; Viridiplantae; Streptophyta; Magnoliopsida; Brassicales; Brassicaceae
Product: ATPase GET3B
Exons: 11
Coding region: 369-1364 (331 amino acids)
Biological process (GO): post-translational protein targeting to endoplasmic reticulum membrane
Cellular component (GO): GET complex
Molecular function (GO): ATP binding; ATP hydrolysis activity
Source: RefSeq, a predicted model, not a curated record